AUGAACAUAUACUUGGUGAAGGCUUCCAAGUCGCUCUGUUCCAUAAACACAACGGCAAUGAGUUUCAACAGAUUCAAAAACGAUGGUUUGGGUAAUUUGGGUAGUGGCGCUGGCAAAGGCGGUGGUGGUGGAGGUUCCAUCCGAGAAGCUGGAGGUGCUAUGGGUGAACGUGAAGCUGCUAAUGAAGAAGAAUAUUUUUACAUACAGCAACGGCAACAAGUAGACAAAAUCAAAAAGGAUAUUGAAUUACGAAAAGCAGAGAUAGAGAAAAACAUUGAUGAAAUCAAUAAGGCUAAAGCUCAAUUGGACAAGAUAACAGAUAAACAGUAA
Molecule: messenger RNA, 330 nt
Organism: Macrosiphum euphorbiae (potato aphid)
Lineage: Eukaryota; Metazoa; Arthropoda; Insecta; Hemiptera; Aphididae
Source: the annotation of a GenBank genome assembly